ACGCUUCAAGUCACGUGACCCCUUCAUCCUUGUCAGCUGACGCUUGGCGGAACUGUAGUUUUAGUCAUAUAAAUAAAGCAGUGGAUAGAUUAGUUUAGUAGUUCCAAAGUUAGUUUUAAAUAUUUCCUUUGAUAAAUCUCUCUUAAGAUCGCAGUCAGCGCCUUAAAAACACCAGCCAUGGCGCUCAGCGAUGCCGCCGUACAGAAACAGAUCAAACACAUGAUGGCCUUUAUUGAGCAGGAAGCCAAUGAGAAGGCAGAAGAAAUAGAUGCAAAGGCAGAAGAAGAGUUUAAUAUCGAAAAAGGACGACUGGUACAGACUCAGAGGUUGAAGAUAAUGGAGUACUAUGAGAAGAAAGAGAAACAGAUUGAACAACAGAAGAAAAUCCAAAUGUCAAAUUUGUUGAACCAGGCCAGACUGAAGGUACUCAAAGCCCGUGAUGACAUGAUUAAGGAUCUCCUUAAUGAAGCACGACAACGGAUGGCCAACAUUGCCAAAAACCCAAAUGAGUACCCAACACUGCUGGAGGGGCUGGUGUUACAGGUCAGCUGA
Messenger RNA from Sinocyclocheilus anshuiensis, 552 nucleotides. Its product is annotated as V-type proton ATPase subunit E 1-like. Gene Ontology annotation, biological process: proton transmembrane transport. Gene Ontology annotation, cellular component: proton-transporting two-sector ATPase complex, catalytic domain. The record is from RefSeq and is a predicted model, not a curated record. The transcript is spliced from 5 exons. Bases 178 to 552 code for a protein of 124 amino acids. Gene Ontology annotation, molecular function: proton-transporting ATPase activity, rotational mechanism. Lineage: Eukaryota; Metazoa; Chordata; Actinopteri; Cypriniformes; Cyprinidae.